AUGGAUUCAGAAGACGACUUCAUGUCCGAUCCGCCUAGUGGGGAUGAGAUGGAAUUCGAGGAGGGUACACAAGACAGUGACAUCGGCAGUAUCGGGGGUGAUUUCGACCAAGAUCAUGAUGGUGGCUUCGGCUACGAGAAAGACAUAAUUGGCGGCAGCCAGAAGCCCUACGAAGUCGACUACAAGAUCCUUAGCCCGGAAGACAUCCACAACCAGCAAGAACGUCAGUUCAAGGAAGUCUCGACCAUUGUCGAUCUACCCGUCGAGCUGACCGCUAUACUCCUACGAUCAAUGAGAUGGAACAAGGAGAAGCUGAUCGAAGCGUACAUGGACAACCCCGAAAAAGUCCUCGAGUCCGCUGGCCUGGGACCUACAUUUGCCGAUACACCAAGGACGAAGAAGGUUGAGGGUUUCGUCUGCGAGAUUUGCUUCGAAGAUUCACCGGACUUGGAAACAUAUGCCAUGAAGUGUGGCCAUAGAUGCUGCACCGAUUGCUACUCGUCUUAUCUUACACAGAAAGUCAAGGAGGAAGGGGAGGCCGCUAGGAUCGAAUGUCCUUUCGACGGAUGCCACCGGAUUGUAGACUCCAAGACCCUGAAAUUCCUGGUCGACCAGAGCGUCGUGGAUCGGUAUGAAAUCUUGCUGACCCGGACAUACGUCGACGACAGGGACAACUUGAAGUGGUGUCCGGCUCCCGAGUGUGAAUAUGCGGUGGAUUGUCCCGUAAGGAAGCGUGAUCUUGGCCGGAUCGUGCCUACAGUACGUUGUGGCCACGAACACUCCUUCUGCUUUGGUUGUUCGCUAGCGGAUCACCGCCCUGCACCUUGCGCUCUCGUCAAACGGUGGCUCCAGAAGUGCGAGGAUGAUAGCGAGACCUCGAACUGGAUAUCCGCCAACACGAAAGAGUGCCCGAAGUGCAACUCGACGAUCGAGAAGAAUGGAGGUUGCAAUCACAUGACUUGCCGGAAAUGCAAGCACGAGUUUUGCUGGAUGUGUAUGGGCCCCUGGUCGGAGCACGGGACAAGUUGGUACAACUGCAACCGGUUCGAAGAGAAGUCAGGAGCAGAUGCUCGUGAUGCUCAGGCACGCUCUCGACACUCGCUGGAGCGUUAUCUUCACUAUUAUAACCGAUACGCCAACCAUGAACAGUCAGCCAAACUCGACAAAGACUUGUGGCUGAAGACGGAAAAAAAGAUGACUAGCCUUCAAACACAAUCUAACAUGUCGUGGAUUGAGGUGCAGUUUCUUGAUACUGCGUCCAAGGCCCUGCAAGCCUGCCGCCAAACCUUGAAGUGGACGUACGCUUUUGCUUUCUACCUUGCACGAAACAACAUGACCGAAAUCUUUGAGGACAACCAGAAAGAUCUGGAGAUGGCCGUCGAAAACCUGAGUCAGAUGUUUGAAAAGCCGGUACAUGAACUCGGUGGCCUGAAAGUUGAGAUUCUUGACAAGACGACGUACUGCAACCGAAGACGCGAGAUAUUAUUGAGUGACACGGCCGAGAACCUGAAGAAAGACCAAUGGAAAUUCAACGUGGAGUUAUAA
Cladophialophora yegresii CBS 114405 is the source of this 1545-nucleotide messenger RNA. Its product is annotated as ubiquitin-conjugating enzyme E2, other. Gene Ontology annotation, biological process: positive regulation of proteasomal ubiquitin-dependent protein catabolic process; ubiquitin-dependent protein catabolic process; protein polyubiquitination. The record is from RefSeq and is a predicted model, not a curated record. Gene Ontology annotation, cellular component: ubiquitin ligase complex; cytoplasm. The coding region runs from base 1 to 1545 and encodes 514 amino acids. Gene Ontology annotation, molecular function: zinc ion binding; ubiquitin protein ligase activity; ubiquitin conjugating enzyme binding. The transcript has 3 exons. NCBI's taxonomy places the organism in Eukaryota, Fungi, Ascomycota, Eurotiomycetes, Chaetothyriales, Herpotrichiellaceae.